Molecule: messenger RNA, 576 nt
Organism: Acipenser ruthenus (sterlet)
Lineage: Eukaryota; Metazoa; Chordata; Actinopteri; Acipenseriformes; Acipenseridae
Product: NADH dehydrogenase [ubiquinone] iron-sulfur protein 5
Exons: 3
Coding region: 95-469 (124 amino acids)
Biological process (GO): mitochondrial respiratory chain complex I assembly
Source: RefSeq, a predicted model, not a curated record
GGCUGGUAACACACGCACACGCACACGCAAUUACACGCAGCGCCGGCAGCACCGCUGUGACCGGGCUGGAGGGCUCAACAAACCGCUUCACUGGAUGACAUUGACGCGAAUGAUCACCAAGGACACGCGGCACAGAAACUGCACAGCCAUGCCGUUUGUGAAUCUGCAGGACAGGCUGGGAGUGAACAUUGACAAGUGGCUGCUGGCUCAGAGCGGGGAGCAGCCGUACAAGCGCACGGCGCGGUGCCACGCCUUCGAGAAGGAGUGGAUUGAGUGCUCCCACGGGAUCGGCCAGACCAGGGCGCGCAGGGAGUGCAAGCUGGAGUUCGAGGACUUCUACGAGUGCAUGCACCGCCAGAAAACUCACAAGCGUCUGUAUGAGAUGCGCACUCAGAAGGAGAAGCUGAUGAAGGAAGGAAAGUACUCGGCCCCUGAUCACCACACCGGCAAAGAGGAGCCCCGGCCCUGAGGGGAGCCCCCUGGUGGAGGAGUGGCGCCGCUGCAGCCCGGGAUCAAACACACUGCCCACAUCUACAGGGCUAGUAGUGCUGUUAAUAAACUCUGCUAAAUAACCUU